GCGGGUGCGUGCGCGCACGUAGCGCCACUCCCGAACGACCGCGGGAAAAUUCCAAACACGUCAAAACAAGAAAGCCACCGUGAGGCCACGCCAGGUUUUCAAGCCGCAGAAGUCGGGCGGUGGCUUCUUUUCCGCCGCGGCCCAAUCUGCUGAGGCAGCUCAGGGCGAGGACCACCCGCGGAGGCCGCCAUUUCCCGCUGGGACAGAGAAGGCUCGCGAGAACGUGCGCCGAGCCUCGACGUGGGCGAGCCGCGCUCCCGCAGGGCGCGGGGUCCGAGGCGGGAAGGCUGCUGUGAAAGGAUGUCACUGUUAUCUGCCUAGAGAUGGCUCAGGAUUCUGCAGACCUUGCUGCGGACUAUCAGUUUUGGCUGCAGAAACUUUCUGCUUGGGAACAGGCCUCCUCUAAGGAAACACAACAGGACACCUGUCUUCAUCUGUCCCGGUUCCAGGAGUUCCUGAAGCAGAUAUAUGAAAUCUUGAAAGAGAUGGAUUCUAACGCAAUUCUGGAAAGGUUCCCCACAAUUGGUCAACUGUUGGCAAAAACUUGUUGGAAUCCUCUCAUCUUAGCAUAUGAUGAAAGCCAAAAAAUUCUAAUAUGGUGCUUAUGUUGUCUGCUGAACAAAGAACCACGAACCUCUGGAGAAUCAGAACUUAACUCCUGGAUCCGGGGUUUGUUAUCUCAUGUACUUUCUGCAUUCAGAUUCGACAUGAAAGAAAUUGGUCUUUUUCCUGAAAGUCUCGGAUAUGAGUCUGUUGAUUACUAUCCUAGUUUGCUUAAAAAUAUGGUUUUGUCAUUAGUGUCUGAGCUCAGAGAGAGUCAUCUUAAUGGAUUGAACAUUCAGCGUUGGAUGGCUCCCGAGCGCAUGAUGUCCCUAUCACAAGUUUGUGUCCCUCUUGUUACUCUGCCUGAUUUUGAACCACUGGUGGAGGCUCUACUCACCUACCAUGGACAUGAAUCUCAGGAAGUCCUCUCACCUGAGUUCUUCGAAGCUGUAAAUGAGGCCUUCUUGUCGAAAAAGAUCAUUCUGCCCACAUGCUCUGUGGUCAGCCUCUGGUUUCGGCAUCUCCCCAGUCUUGAAAAAUCAACGCUGCAUCUUUUUGAAAAGCUGUUCUCCAGCAAGAGAAAUUGCCUGAGAGAGAUGGAGUGCUGUAUAAAAGAGUCAUUGCUGCCUCAAGCAGCCUGCCACCCUGCCAUCUUCAGAAUCGUAGAUGAAAUGUUCAGGUUUGUGCUGCUGGAGACUGAUGGAGCCCCAGAAGUACUAGCUGCUCUUCAGGUAUUCAUGUCAUGCUUGACAGAAGCUCUGGAAAAAGAAAACAAGCAGACAAAGUUUUCCCUCAAGACCUACUUUCCUUACGGUGCUCCAUCUCUCACUGCAGUGCUGGCCCAGCGCCCUGAAGCUAUCCCACAGAGACAUCGGCUCCAGCCGCUGCUGCACAUUUCCCAACUCCUCAGAGAAGCAGUUGAAGACCAUACUCAUGGGUCCCAGCAAGGUCCCUUCGAGAGUUGGUUUCUGUUUGUUCACUUUGGAGGAUGGGUUGAUCUGGCAGUGGAGCAGUUGCUGAGGAAGGAAGCUGAGCCCCCUGCAGGCCUGCUGUGGCUCUUGGUGUUCUAUUACAGCCCACAGGAUGGGAGUCAGCGGAGAGUGCAGAGCAUGGGACCUGAGACAAGAGGCUGCCCCAGCCGUCAGGCUGCUCAUGGUCUGGGCCUUCUGUUCUUGGGGUUAUCUGAUCCCAGGUUAUUCUGCUCAGCUGCCUCAGCUGCCCUCAUUUACCCCUGUGCCUCAUCCCAGGGCUCCGUGCUUUAGGAGAUCCCAAUCAGGAGUGACAGCUGCUCCUGAGGCAGUCCGUGUCUUCUUCUCUUUCCCACCAACAGCCUGGCCAGUCUGCUUUCACCCCACUUAGCACUUUCCUGCAUCAGCCAGACUUGUACUGAGGUAAUCACAUGAUUUAACCAUUUGGUCUCUAAAUAACAGGGUUUCUGUGCAUAGGACCAGGUAGAUGUCUAUGGAAAAGAUGCUGUUAUUUAUGUAGAAUGUAGUUAUUUCAGGAAGCCAUGCUUUGAUUAAAGCUUUGCCACCUCCUUGCAAACAUUUACUUGCUGGCUUUUAAAAACUUCAGUCUAGGGCUGGAGAGAUGGCUCAGUGGUUAAGAGCACUGGCUGCUCUUCCAGAGGACCUGGGUUCAAUUCCCAGCACACAUGAUAGCUCACAGCUGUCUGUAACUCCAGUUCCAGGGAAUCUGACACCCUCACACAGAACUAUGUGUAGGCAAAACACCAUGCACGUGAAAUAAAAAUAAAUUAAAACAAAGAAAUACAACAAAAACAAAAAAACAAAAAGCAAAACAAAGCCUUCAGUCUCCGGUGCUUUUUGCCCACUUUAGUGAUUAAAAGAAACAGGUUUUAGUGUGUGUGGAACAGCGCUCCUGUUUGUCCCAAAUCAGAGGUGAGUGCAAUCUUGUGUUUCAUUUGCUUAAAGCAGUGGUUCUCAACCUGUGAGUCAGGACCCCUUGUGGGGGUGUAAAAAGACCCUUCCACAGGGGUUGCCUAAGACUAUCAGAAAAACACAGAGAUUUACAUUAUAAUUCAUAAGAGUAGCAAAAUUAAUUAUGAAGUAGCAAUAAAAUAAUUUGAUGGUUGCGGGUCACCACAACACAAGGAACUGUGUUAAGGGGUCAUAUCAUUGGGAAGGUUGAGAACCACUGACUUAAAGAUUUCCAUAGCAUGGUGAAGAUGAGCCUUGGAAUUAAAAGAAUUGAAAGUUGAGGAUAAUAUUGGAUCAGAAUAAAGCAUUUUAAAGAUGUUAUCAUCUACAUAUGUAUUUCAAGAUUGCUGCUUAAUUCAAAGGAAAACAGUCUUCACUUUAAAAGAUCACAUUUGGCUGGUGAGAUGACUCAGCAGAUAAUGGCAUUGGCCACCAAGACUGAAGACCUGAGUUCAACCCCGAGAAUCCACAUAAUGGAAAAGGAGAACCAACUCCCAAAAGUUGACUUCUGACUUUCACACACACAUUGUAUUUCACAUGCCACCUAUACACAAAUAAGUGAAAUACAAAUUAAAAAUAUAUAUUGCAUUAAACUGACUAAGGACAAUCCUAGUUCAUGGCUUUCAUCUCUUAGUAGGAAUGAUUAAGGUGUAUGAAAGACUGGCCCUUUCAUUUGCAUUUUGAAUUAGAUUCUUUGUAAACUAAAUUGGUAGGUAUGUGUUAAUCCAUAUGGAUCAUAGAUACUUACAGAGACUGACUUUUGAAAUACAGAGUAGUGUCUGAGCAGUCCUGUAAGAUUUAAUUUAUAGGGGCCAGCAAGAUGGCUCAGUAAGUAAAGACAUUAGCUGCCAAGCCUGACAACCUGAGUUUGAUCAUGGGGCACAUCAUGGAAGGUGAGAACUAACUUCUAAAGUAGUCUCUGACCUCCAUACAUGUUCUGUGUACAUGGGCUGCACAUGUGUGUGCAUAUGGACACACAAAUUUAAUUUUUUUCUUUUUAAAAUGGAUUUAAUUUCUAGAAAGUUCAGCUAUAGGCACCUUUUAGUAUUAGCUAACUUGGAUUCAGGAGUAUUUCUCGUUCUUUAAAGUAUGCCUUGGUCUUUCUUGGGGUGAUUAGACACCUGAAUAAAAGCAGGCUACUCCAUUCAGAGUAGUUUGGUAUUACCUGUUUUCACUCCUUAGCUGGUCACUCAGAGGCAGCUACUGCCUAGUCCUAGAAGCCAGAGCUUCCCCUUACUAAUGAUGCCCUGACUAGAGCCGCUGGUGUGUGCCAUACUUGAGGAAGGCGUCUUCCUACGUGCUAAUGUAGACAUGUUGACCCCUUGGUGGCCAGCAGGAACUCGAGUACAGGUGAACUCAGUGUUGCAGCACAGGGUGAUAAUAGGACUCUGGAGUUUGCUGAUGCUUGUGCCUUUGCCUUAACUUAAAAAUAGUAAGUCACUGUCAGUCACUUAGCUGCAAGUGCUGUGCUGUAGACAGACGAAUCUCUCCUGCCCACUUGUUCCCGAAUAACCAGUCAGAAGCUUGAUAUUAAUUACAAACUGUUUGGCCUGUGACUCAGGCUUAUUACUAGCUAGUUCUUAUAUCUUUAAUAAACUCAUUUCUAUUAAUCUAUAUAUUGCCACAUGGCCAUGGUGUUACUGGUCUGCUGGCAUUUUGCUCCUUGGGCAGCUGGAUCUUCUGGCAGAGCAAAUUCCCACAACACUGUGCUGACAGUCCUCUGCUGGGGUAAGGACUGUGGGGUAAAGUGGCAUACCUGUCCUGCCUGGGGUACACCUUUGCCAGCGGUGUUCAUCUGCUUUGGCUAACUAAAUUGGACCAUGAAUUUAAGACUGUAUUUUAUGUACCCCUUGCCUUGGUCAGGGCUUCAAACCCUUCGGACACUGUCUUUUCACUUGUAAGAAUCUUUUUGGAAAGGCAGAGAUUCACACAAAGCUGCUUGCGCACAAUGGGCAUCAAAGCUGAGUUCAUCGCUGCGGGAUCUGAAAUGGCCUGAGCUUGCAUAAGCUGCUACUGAGUAAGUGGUGCUGGGUCCCAGCCGUGGACUGGCACACUACCAGGAAGAGUCCGUCCUGUUGCCAGAUAGUCUUAGGCACAUGACCGUUGGACAGCAGCAGUAAACAGUUACUCCCAAUGCGGGGAGCACAGGGUGCCCAGUGGCUCCUUCAGAGGAUGAGUGGUGGGUUUUUUUUUUAAAUCAUUUUUUAAUCUUCAUGUUUUCCAUAGUGAGCAAAAGUAAAUUUUUAUAAUGACGAAUGAAAAUGAGAACAAAAGGCUUAUCUCUUACUUCAAAGAACACACAUCUCCCUUAUAGAAGCUUCUGGACAUAGCAGUCAUGUGAGAGGAAGUCAGUGUGGACAAAACAGGAUCGAGGGAGAGAUGAGGUUCAGCCUCUCUUCAGAUGUCAUAGCUGAGGUGGUAGCUAUCCUGGGAACACUGCUCCUCUCAGUGGAAAAGUGCCGUGGUGCCUUUCUCACGGUCACCCUUGCAGUCAGGAGAACUCACACAACACUCCUAGUGUGCUGCUAUCCAUGACAGAUGGCACUGAAUGGGGCCUAAACAUGCAGGGGAGAAGCAGCUCUCAGAGACCCACAAAAUAAACCGUGGGAAUUCUCACCACAGUCUCGAAGAGCCUUUCGGCAGGAUGGACCAUCAGUGUGAUGUUCUGCGCUGCAUCUGCCUUGCUCUGUGAGCCACAGGAGUCUCAGCAUGAAAUAAAUAUUUUUUAUGCAAAAACAACCCACGGACUUUGAACAGUUACUGUUAUUAUGUGGAUUCCACAGACUUGUGACCUCUGCUUGAGCUGUGAGCAUGUACGAACAACUGUCCCAGUGUCUGCAACAAAACAGAUGAGCUUGUGUGUGUGUGGCCUGGGCUUCCCUCAACCAGCCCAGGCACCGCCCAGUGGGCCUGUGGCUCUAACUGAUUGGGGCUGAUAUUGAGGGGUCGUCUUCAAGGGGCCUUUUGUUUUACCCACAAUAAGAAAAUUCUGACUACAUUCUGCUGAGGACUUGCCUUCAUUUGCUUUCAUAUAAAAAGAAAAGGUCAGGUCCUGGCAUAGCGCCCUGGCUGCUUGGUGGGCAAGACGAAAGAAAGUCAAGAAAUUUCCAUUAAACCCAUUUGGGUUUAUGUAGAGCUGUAUGUGUGAAUUAGCCGAGCUUGGGUGCCUGGCUGUUCCUUUCUCUGGGGCUUCAAAGCAUCAAACACAUCCUAGAGUCACUCCCGUCGAGUCCUCUCUAGGGCCUCACCCUCUGUACUUGUA
Molecule: messenger RNA, 5745 nt
Organism: Peromyscus maniculatus bairdii (prairie deer mouse)
Lineage: Eukaryota; Metazoa; Chordata; Mammalia; Rodentia; Cricetidae
Source: RefSeq, a predicted model, not a curated record